Messenger RNA from Capronia epimyces CBS 606.96, 1692 nucleotides. RefSeq lists its product as uncharacterized. Gene Ontology annotation, biological process: DNA replication; DNA replication initiation. The transcript is spliced from 3 exons. Gene Ontology annotation, molecular function: DNA replication origin binding. Lineage: Eukaryota; Fungi; Ascomycota; Eurotiomycetes; Chaetothyriales; Herpotrichiellaceae. The record is from RefSeq and is a predicted model, not a curated record. The coding region runs from base 1 to 1692 and encodes 563 amino acids. Gene Ontology annotation, cellular component: nuclear origin of replication recognition complex; nucleus.
AUGGGCGUAUUGCUUCCACCCGAUCUUUUGCAAUUGAUCUCACAGCAAUUGCCCUGUCGGGACUCGCAGAUCUUACAACUUGCCACCUAUUUCAAUGGCGUAUUCCCUAGUCCCGCGGUCUUGGUCGCCCACGGCCUCGAGCAUACCAGUAAAAAGGAUGUGAUAGUCGGAGUUUUGGAAAGGAGAGGGAUCGACUAUGCUGUCCUUCGGAGCCGGGAAUGUCUUUCGCAGCGACAUCUGGUGUCCAAGGUCUUUGCCGCCGCUCUACAAGCCCUCGGGCUGGAAACACGGGUGGAGCAAUACGGCAGGGUGGACAGUAUCAAUGCUCUCCUGGAAAACCUACGGAAGCUAUCUGAACACGCCGCCGGAAGGAGAUUCGUGGUUGUACUGGAAGACACCGAUAAGCUGAAGCAGGCGGGUGCCACGCUGCUCCCGGCUCUGGCACGGUUGGGAGAUUAUAUUCCUGGAUUCUCCAUCAUAAUGACAUCUGGUUCUCCCCAACCACUGAUACUGCACAGAACCGGUGUGCCACACAUUCACUUUCCUUCCUACACACGCCGAGAGGCAGUCUACAUCAUUACGGCCGAGGGCCCGCCUCCGCUGUCAUCGUGUCCACCCGAGACCACGAUCGCAGUUGAUGAGAAGGCCAUCUCUAAGCUUUAUGCCCAAUUUGCCUUGACCGUCUACGAUUCGCUCAUCGCCGCCACUUCUUCCACCUCGAUUCCAAGAUAUCGGUCAACCUGCCACAAACUCUGGCCGAGGUUCAUCUGGCCGCUGGUCUCGGGACAAGAACCCCCCGGCACUGGCACUGGUCGAGGGCAGACCUGGGAUUUUGCGAAGCUGAUUGUUCAAAACCGAGCGUUGUUCCAGUUGGAGGGGGAACGGGCGCUGCAUCGUACACUUUCCACGUCUACUCAGAAACGAGCUUUGGCAGAGACGGAUUCUCUAGGAACGGUGUCGCGCUCCCAGUCAAUCGGCGAGAGAGGCGCACCCGACGCGCCGAGUACGCCGUCCAACGGGGUCCUCUCCGCUUCAGGGCCGCCUCGCGACGCUCGUUCGCCAUCUCUACUGUCCAGAACUGCGUCAACCAACCCACCCCUGCUCAAGCACUUCUCCACGCUAAUCCUCGUAUCCUCCUACCUAGCAAGCCACACUCUUCCCAAGCACGACAUUCUUCUGUUCUCUCGCCUAAGUUCCAGUUCUGCAACCAUGAGCCGAAAGAUUCGAAGACUCAGGCAAAUGCCAACGAAAAGAAAGUCGACUUCCACUCCUACAGCCUCGCCGUCCAAGAAUAACUCUGAGUCGAAACCACGCCCCAAGACCCGUGCGAAAUCGUUAUUUGCCGCCAACGCGGGUCUGGGGGUCGCACGGCCUUUCACACUUGAGCGCCUUGUCGCCAUUCUCCGUGCCGUUCACCCACACGGCAUUCCAAACCGCCCAGGACAUGGGGUUAGUGACCGGGUGUAUCGUGAGCUGGGCGAACUAGAAAAACUCAGGCUUGUGGUUCGCGCGUCUGGGCCCAGUUUCAGCGGAGGGUCGGCCACGUUGGGUAGUUCUAGUACAUCGGCUGGAGGGGGUGACGAUGGGAGCGAGGAAAGGUGGCGGGUCAAUGUCAGCAGGGACUGGGUGGUCGACAUGGGCAAAGUGUGGGGCAUGGGGAUCAGCGAAUAUGAGAUCGACCAGGAGUCGUGA